AUGUCAGAAUUGGGAGAGCAAGGGAAGGCCCUGCCAGCAGCCUGCAGCCUGGAUUUAGAGUCUGAGAGAGCUGCUUUGUUAGAAAGCUCAGUCAUGAUCUUCAGGUAUUUUGUGCUGUACAACAGACUAGCAUCACAGAUGGUCUCUUCCUUUCUGGUCUUUUCUAAUAGUUACUCUGACUUUUUAUAUCUCAUAAAGACUCAAGACCUUAGAAGUACUUUUAAGGCUGCCUCCAUGGAUUCAUCUCCCAUGAAAAGAUUCCUUUCUACACCUAUCUCCAAACGUUCUUUUGCUGACAGAAUGCAUUAUGUGAAGGUGACCCCAAAUCUGGGCAAACCUCUGCAGACAUUCACACUGUGUUUUCAAGUCUAUAGCAACCUUUCUUGCCCCCACAGUCUCUUCUCCUACAAUAUCAAGAGCAGAGAUAAUGAGCUACUAGUUUAUAAGGAAAGAGUUGGAGAAUAUAAUUUGCACAUUGGACAAUGGGAGGUCACAGCCAGGAGCAUGGAAGAGUUCCCUUCCCCAGUGCAUUUCUGUACCACCUGGGAGUCCUCUUUAGGAAUUGCUGAAUUUUGGGUCAAUGGGAAACCUUUGGUAAAAAAGGGUUUGCCAAAGGGUUACACUGUGGUGGAGCCUCAUGCCAGUAUCAUCCUAGGUCAGGAGCAGGAUACCCAUGGAAGAGGGUUUAAUGAGUCCUAGUCUCUUGUGGGAGAGUUCAGGGAUUUGUACGUGUGGGACUCUGUACUGUCCCUUGUAGAUAUUCAAUCUGUGUGUCAGAAUUCCCCUCUCAAUCCUAAUAUCUUGGAUUGGCCGGCUCUGAAAUAUGAAAAAAAGGCCCCCGUGUGUGGGCCUGAGGUCUUAAAACAAACACUGAUGAAAAUGAAAUGA
Molecule: messenger RNA, 888 nt
Organism: Nannospalax galili (Upper Galilee mountains blind mole rat)
Lineage: Eukaryota; Metazoa; Chordata; Mammalia; Rodentia; Spalacidae
Product: serum amyloid P-component
Biological process (GO): innate immune response
Molecular function (GO): complement component C1q complex binding
Source: RefSeq, a predicted model, not a curated record